CAAAAUUGAUAUAAAUAAAUUGGUGGCGCAAAUUCACUCUCAAUAAACCUUACCUAAAUUUCUAUUUUAUUUCUAUUUUAUUUUAUUUUUGUUUGCUGUUUAAGGUUGCAACCACGGCCCCAUCUCUUCUCUCUCUCCAAAAUCCAAAUCCAAAUAUCUUUUCCCCAAAAAAAUGUGAAAAAAAAGAAGAAAAAAAAUUACAUCUUUUCAAUCUCUUUCAUCCCUUCAUCACAGAAUCACCCAACUCGAUCCAAUUCCAAUCCCACCAUGCCCGAUUCUCCCCAAGAAAACCAGCAGCGCCGCGCGCCGCGGCUGAUGAGCCGGAGCCAGAGGAAGCUCCUCCUCUUCUUCCUGAAAUGCGUAAUCAUGGCAAUCGUGAUGUCCCUCUUCCUCUUCUUCCUAGGGUUCGCGGCCAUCGUGCUCCUCCACUUCCUCUUCAUGUCCAACACCUUCAGCCGCCGCUGCACCCGCCUCCUCCACCCCGCCCCCGCCGAGGCGGAUCCCGAGCCGGACUUCGAGGCGCUUCUCCCCGGCGUGGCGUAUUGCCUCGCCGACUCGCCGCAGGCGUCGGACUGCGCGAUUUGCUUGGAUUCGUUUCGGGAGGGGGACAAUUGCAGGAAAAUCCCGAUCUGCAAGCAUCUGUUCCACUCGAAUUGCGUGGAUAGGUGGAUCGGGCGGAAGCCCAAUUGCCCCGUUUGUCGGACCCGGGUCGAUUUGGAUCCGCCCGGGGGCGAUCGCUGGAAGAAUCUUUGGGCGGUUAAUUUUGAGGAGGGCGCUUCUUAUUGAUGGAUGGAUUAGAUUAUGUGUAAGUUUUUUUUUUUUUUUUUUUUGAGCUGAAUGUGUAUAUAAAUAUAUAUAUAACCUCUUUGAAGAUGAUCUUGAUCUGGUUGAAGAUGUUUUAGUCUUGUUUUUAUGGUUUUGGUGAAAUGGAUUAUCACAUUGAUAUUGAUAUAAAGAAUUGUGAAUUUGUUAGAA
Molecule: messenger RNA, 975 nt
Organism: Salvia miltiorrhiza (redroot sage)
Lineage: Eukaryota; Viridiplantae; Streptophyta; Magnoliopsida; Lamiales; Lamiaceae
Product: RING-H2 finger protein ATL56-like
Exons: 1
Coding region: 268-786 (172 amino acids)
Source: RefSeq, a predicted model, not a curated record